AUGAAGUCCCGGCGACCCAGCUGCACCGACUCUGGAUCCGAGUCCUCGGAACCAGACUCCAAGAGCCCAGAGAAAUACGAGACCAUCACGAGGCGACGGAAUGCUGCCAAUGCCAGAGAGAGGAAGAGGAUGCAGGGUCUGAACACAGCCUUCGACUGCCUACGUAAAGUGGUCCCCCAGUGGGGCCAGGACAAAACACUGUCCAAGUAUGAAACCCUGCAGAUGGCCCUCAGCUACAUCAUGGCCCUCAACCGGAUCCUGACAGACGCCAGGAGACACAACGCUCCUCACAGGCAGUGGCUGGACCUGCAGUUUGACUGCGUGCAGCCUGAAAAUUACCCCUGCCUCGUGAGGUACGACUCUCCCACUGAUCAGGACUACAUCCACUCGUCGUUCACAUAUCCAUUCGAUGGCCACCAGGUCCACGCAUAA
This is a messenger RNA of Anarrhichthys ocellatus (wolf-eel), 432 nucleotides long. RefSeq names its product atonal bHLH transcription factor 7 (gene atoh7). Gene Ontology annotation, biological process: axon development; positive regulation of transcription by RNA polymerase II; sensory organ development. The transcript has a single exon. The coding region runs from base 1 to 432 and encodes 143 amino acids. Gene Ontology annotation, molecular function: DNA-binding transcription factor activity, RNA polymerase II-specific; E-box binding; protein dimerization activity. Gene Ontology annotation, cellular component: nucleus. The record is from RefSeq and is a predicted model, not a curated record. NCBI's taxonomy places the organism in Eukaryota, Metazoa, Chordata, Actinopteri, Perciformes, Anarhichadidae.